Phanerochaete carnosa HHB-10118-sp is the source of this 1379-nucleotide messenger RNA. Its product is annotated as glycoside hydrolase family 16 protein. Bases 163 to 1116 code for a protein of 317 amino acids. Gene Ontology annotation, molecular function: hydrolase activity, hydrolyzing O-glycosyl compounds. Gene Ontology annotation, biological process: glucan catabolic process. Lineage: Eukaryota; Fungi; Basidiomycota; Agaricomycetes; Polyporales; Phanerochaetaceae. The transcript is spliced from 7 exons. The record is from RefSeq and is a predicted model, not a curated record.
CCACUUCUGCUAGGUUGCUUUACCGGGAGUGUACCCGAACCGCGAUGUCCUCGAGAUCCCAUGACAAAUCAGAGAACUUGCAACUUUUGUGGGAGAGGAUAAAAGAGCAGACCAUUUUUGCUUCAGAUAGGCAGCACCCCUCUCCUCCACACGGUGUCCAAGAUGCGCUUCGCUACCCUCGCUUCAUUCAUCGCGGCUGCACUCAUUCCCAGUACAUAUGCCGCCACUUACCAGCUCUCAGACAAUUGGAUUGGUUCUGCCUUCCUGAAUACCUUUACGUUCGAGGCUAUUGCGGACCCAACCCAUGGACGAGUGAACUAUGUCGACCAAGCCACAGCCCUCGCCCGGAACUUGACCUAUGCAAACGGCGACACCUUCAUCCUUCGUGCCGAUGAUACUACUACCCUCAGCGCUAGCAGCCCGGGCAGGAACAGUGUCCGCAUCCGCAGUGUCAAAACGUACACCACGCAUGUCGUAGUCUUCGAUGUUCGCCACAUGCCCCAAGGCUGCGGUACUUGGCCCGCGGCCUGGGAGACCGACGAAGGCGAUUGGCCUAACGGCGGCGAAAUCGAUAUCGUAGGCGUCAAUGACCAAUCGCCGAACGCAAUGACCCUCCACACGGGCGCGGACUGCUCGAUGCCCACCAGCCGCACGAUGACGGGCACUGCGACGGGUAACAACUGUGACGUGAACACGGACGGAAAUACCGGGUGCGGUGUUCAGGCGUCCACAGCGAACAGCUACGGCCCGUCGUUCAACGCGAACGGCGGCGGCUGGUACGCGACGGAGCGCACUGACGACUUCAUCAAGGUCUGGUUCUUCCCCCGCAACGCGGGCGGUGUCCCGGGCGAUGUAAGCACCGGCCCUGCGACGAUCGACACGGACAAUUGGGGCACACCGACUGCGUACUUCCCCAACACCGAUUGCGACAUCAACUCUCACUUCGACGCCAACAAUAUCAUCAUUAACCUUACGCUCUGUGGCGACUGGGCGGGCCAGUCCUCUAUUUUCAAUGGCGCUGGAUGUCCUGGAGACUGUGUCGACUAUGUCAACAACAACCCUGGCGCGUUCAGCAGCGCCUACUGGGACAUCGCCUCAGUCCGUGUCUACGAGUAACCUGUCCGACAGGCUAUCGCCGAAAAGAUCUCCAGACAACAAUACGCCAUCAGGCAAACUGCAUAUGCCGUCUUCCUUCUUUGUGGGUCAUAUUAUCGUACUUGUGCGAAGAUUGUAUCGUUGCCACGACAAGUCCGUUCGUAUACUGUGUUGUAUAAAUGUGAUGUAUUGCCUGUAGACAUGUUUUAAUCGUACACCGCUAUGGCCAAUAUCUGGCCCGGAGUUUGCAAACACCUGCAUAUCUGCAUCGAGCUCGUCCCACG